AUGAAAGCCAACAAGUCAAUCACACAGACAAAUGAUCUGCAUAUAGAUGAUGAAGAAUUAAAGAACCUAUGUUUGAUAGAGAUUGAAAAGUUUCUUCAAGAAAAUGGAAGGUCACUGAAGGAAUUUCCAUGUUUGCCAUAUCCUAAAUUUACUGAAGCGUAUAAUUUUGAAAAUAGAUUCGUUGCAGAUGAGUUGAAUUACAAUAAAGAUGAAAUGCUUAAGAUUCAUGAAGAAUUGGUUUGUUGCCUUACUUUAGAGCAAGAUGGAGUUUAUAAAAAUGUUUUGAAUGUUGUAUUAUCUGAUAAUGGGGGAUUCUUUUUUCUAUAUGGUUUUGGAGGAACUGAAAAAACAUAUGUUUGGAACACCUUAUCUGCUGCUUUGCGUUCAAGGGGCUUUAUUGUGUUAAAUGUCGCAUCCAGCGGAAUAGCAUCGCUGUUGUUACCCGGAGGUAGAACUGCUCAUUCCAGGUUCUCUAUUCUUAUUUCAAUAAAUGAAAUAUCAACCUGUAAUCUUCGUCAAGGUUCCCCAAAAGCUGAAUCAUUGAAAAAAGCAAGCCUAAUUAUUUGGGAUGAAGCACCUAUGUUGAACAAACAUUGCUUUGAAGCUUUGGACAGAUCUCUAAAUGACAUUAUGAAGACUAGAUCUACUUAUGGUUAUGACAUUCCAUUCGGAGGGAAAGUUGUGUAUUUGAGUUGUGAUACUUCACGCAGGUCCGAUGAAGAUUCGGGUGUCAAUGCGGAAUGGUUUACAUCUGAAUUCUUAAAUGAUUACAAAUGUUCCGGAAUUCCAAAGCAUCAAAUUAAACUAAAAGUCGGUGUCCCUAUCAUGCUCAUUCGAAACAUUGAUCAAGUUGCAGGGUUGUGUAAUGGCACUCGAAUGAUAGUCAACGUUUUAACAAAAUAUAUAAUUGUUGCUACUGUUCUAAACGGAAACACGAUGGGAGAAACAACCUUUAUUCCAAGGAUGAGCUUAACUCCAUCUAAUGCUGACAUUCGAUUCAAAUUCCAGCGCAGACAAUUCCCUGUUACUUUUGUUUUGCAAUGA
This is a messenger RNA of Lotus japonicus, 1044 nucleotides long. RefSeq lists its product as uncharacterized. Gene Ontology annotation, biological process: telomere maintenance; DNA repair. Bases 1 to 1044 code for a protein of 347 amino acids. The record is from RefSeq and is a predicted model, not a curated record. NCBI's taxonomy places the organism in Eukaryota, Viridiplantae, Streptophyta, Magnoliopsida, Fabales, Fabaceae. The transcript is spliced from 3 exons. Gene Ontology annotation, molecular function: DNA helicase activity.